AUGGCGGAGGACCCCACCCUGGGCAUUCGCUUAAACAGGAUUUGCUGCAUCGGUGCGGGCUAUGUCGGUGGCCCAACCAUGGCAACCAUCGCAUUAAAGUGCCCAGAUCUUCAGGUGAACAUCGUAGACAUGAACGAGCCGCGAAUUGCCGCGUGGAAUUCCGAUAACCUUCCCAUCUACGAGCCUGGGCUUGACGAGGUGGUCAAGGCAUGUCGGAACAAGAAUCUGUUCUUUUCAACGGAUGUGAAGAAGGGCAUUGAGGAUGCCGACAUCAUCUUUGCUUCCGUGAACACACCCACAAAGACCCAAGGUGUGGGCAAAGGCCGGGCUGCAGACCUCAGAUUCAUCGAAAGCGUUGGGCGCACCAUCGCUCAGUAUGCAAACCGGAGCAAAAUAGUAAUCGAAAAGUCCACGGUCCCCAUCAAGACUGCGGAAGCCAUAGCAAGAGUAUUGACAGCCAAUGAGGAGGCCAACGGUGGCAGAAAGAACUUCUGGAUCCUUUCAAAUCCCGAGUUCCUGGCAGAAGGAACAGCCAUGAAGGAUCUAGACAAGCCGGAUCGGGUUCUGAUAGGUGGCCAGGAGCAGGCUGCCAUCAAAGUCCUGGUCGACAUCUACGCCCACUGGGUUCCGAGGGAGAAGAUUUUGACCACCAACCUUUGGAGCUCGGAGCUCUCUAAGCUAGUGGCCAAUGCAAUGCUUGCACAGCGUGUGAGCAGCAUCAAUUCAAUCUCGAGACUCUGCGAGCGCACGGGCGCUGACGUCAAAGAAGUGUCCCGGGCCAUCGGGACCGAUUCCCGGAUUGGACCCAAGUUUCUGAAUGCUUCUGUGGGCUUCGGUGGAUCAUGCUUCCAGAAGGACAUCCUGAACCUGGUCUACAUCUGCCAGCAAUUCGGGCUCGAAGAAGUUGCUGCAUACUGGCAGCAGGUGGUGGACAUGAACGACCACCAGAAGAUUGCCUUCACCAGCAAGAUCAUAUCAGCAUUGUUCAACACAGUGACGAAGAAAAAGAUCGCCGUGCUCGGCUUCGCUUUUAAGAAGGACACAGGAGACGUGCGAGAGACUCCAGCACUCACCGUGUGCGACAUGCUGAUGAAGGACGGAGCAUUGGUGCAUGUCUACGACCCCAAAGUGGAGAUUGCAGAUGCCCUGCAAGAGUUCAAGUAUCACGACAUAGAGGUGAACCAGAGCCAGUUCAUCUUCACCAAAAGUCCAGAGGAAGCUUGCGAUGGUGCACAUGCCAUCAUUAUCCUCACGGAGUGGGACGAGUUCAAAUCCUAUGAUUAUGAAGUGUUCUAUCAAAAGAUGAUGAAGCCAGCGUUCCUUUUUGAUGGACGCAACAUGCUGGAUCACAAGGUCCUCGAGGAGAUAGGUUUCGAAGUGCAUGCUUUGGGCAAGGCGCGUACAGCCAAGAAUCAUAGCAGCGAACAGGAUUUUGUGCUGCGCGCCAGCAGUGCCUACCUCGAUGGCAAGCUGGGAGCCUAUCCCAGUUCUGCCUGA
This is a messenger RNA of Symbiodinium sp. CCMP2456, 1497 nucleotides long. The record is from the annotation of a GenBank genome assembly. NCBI's taxonomy places the organism in Eukaryota, Dinophyceae, Suessiales, Symbiodiniaceae.